AUGGCCUCAAGACCCACUCACACCCGGACUGCCUCGACAAACCUGGCCAGCGGCUCAGGCCAGCGCAUCUUGGAGGGAAGGACCGCCAUUGUGACGGGAGCAUCUAGGGGAAUCGGUGUCGAAAUUGCCCGCAACCUCGCCAGCAAAGGCUGCAAUGUGGUCAUCAAUUACACGUCCGACUCGUCGACCCAAACCGCCUCAGACCUCGCCUCUGAACUCUCAGCCGAAUAUGGCAUCAAAGCCAUCAGCGUACAAGCAAGCAUGGGCUCUGAGAACGGACCCAAGCACCUUGUUGAGGUCACCAAGAACAACUUCCAACACCCCAAGACGGGCAAGUUCCAGUUGGACAUUAUCAUCAACAACGCGGGAGUCGCAGGCAACAACUACGUCGAGAACGUCGACUGCGAAGACUUUGCCAGACAGUUCAACAUCAACGUACGAGGUCCACUGCUCCUCCUGCAAGCCGCUGUCCCCUAUCUACCUCACGACCGCUCCGGCCGCAUUGUUAACCUUUCCUCCGUCAGCUCGUCGCUGGGAUACAAAGGUCAGUCCAUCUACGGCGGAACAAAAGCAGCGCUCGAAAGCAUGACAAGGACAUGGGCUCGCGAAUUAGCAGAGCGCUGCACUGUCAACGCCAUCAACCCAGGCCCCGUUGCAACCGACAUGUACUGGAGUAACGACGACGCUUUCAUUGCUCAGAAUAAGCCUUUCAUAGAAAACACACCCCUUUCUGCACCACGGAAGGGCAUCGACCCGGACAAGAUCUACGAAGCGAGCCAAAACGCUGGUGGACGGCCAGGCUACAGUGAGGAGAUUGGUGGGAUUGUUGGCAUGCUUUGCUUGCCUGAAGCGGGUUGGACCACCGGUAGCGUCAUCUGCGCAAAUGGUGGCAUGAAAUUCAGCUUCUAA
Molecule: messenger RNA, 909 nt
Organism: Alternaria burnsii
Lineage: Eukaryota; Fungi; Ascomycota; Dothideomycetes; Pleosporales; Pleosporaceae
Product: nad-binding protein
Exons: 2
Coding region: 1-909 (302 amino acids)
Molecular function (GO): oxidoreductase activity, acting on the CH-OH group of donors, NAD or NADP as acceptor
Source: RefSeq, a predicted model, not a curated record